Molecule: messenger RNA, 2562 nt
Organism: Oreochromis aureus
Lineage: Eukaryota; Metazoa; Chordata; Actinopteri; Cichliformes; Cichlidae
Product: POU domain class 2-associating factor 1
Exons: 5
Coding region: 59-958 (299 amino acids)
Biological process (GO): positive regulation of transcription by RNA polymerase II
Cellular component (GO): RNA polymerase II transcription regulator complex
Molecular function (GO): transcription coactivator activity; DNA binding; POU domain binding
Source: RefSeq, a predicted model, not a curated record
UGACGCGCCACUUUGAUUUUCUUCAGUUUAACUAUCUGAUAUUAACCAGAUAGGCAGCAUGCACUGGGAGAAAUCACAGCCAUCAGCCGUGGGCAGGUCCAGGCCAUACCAAGGUGUGCGAGUCAGAGAUCCUGUCAAAGAGCUGCUGAGGAGGAAGAGGAGCCUGGAGCUUCACAGCACCAAGACACUGCCUCCUACUGGGGAUGUGGUCUCACACAACAACCAGCCGUCAUUUACACAAGGUAUCUUUGGCUGUGAUGUUGCCAGCGGAUCCCCAGCAGAAGCGUCGGCCACAGCUGCCGAUGGAGGGCUGCAGUGUGCGGGGUGGAAAGCGACGCCUUCUGUCACCAGUCCUGGGCUGCAGGCCGCCGCCAUGUCCUGGUCGACACCCGACUACAACCAGCAGGACCCCUCAGCUCAGACUCUGACCUACCCAGCCACUCCGACGCUUACUAUGCAAACUCUGUGUCCCAGCUACACCAUGCUGACCUACACACACACACCACUGCUGACAAACUUUGGGACCAUACCAGUGGCACCAGCCCCAGCCUCUCUGCCUCAAGUGGAGCUCCAAGACUCAGGGUUGACCUAUCUUCCUUGGGCCCAGCCACUCACCACUAUAUCGACCAUGCCUAAUCACGGGGUGCAGUUUGCCCCAGGUUCUGCAGCGCUGCCUGGGUCGCCUCUGGUACACAUGCCGCUGUCCAUGUCAUUGACCACCAUGAUCCCACAGCUGGAGCCCCAGGGUAUGGACCCUCAGCCCGAGAUCCUGGAGAUCCCUGAGCAUUCAGAGCAGCAACUGGACCCUGAACCCCAAGGCCAGUCUCUGAACGAAGACCCGGAGGUUGAGGCGGAAUCACCAAACCUACUGGACAAACUUCUCGAGGAUCACAAAGAACAUGGUGAGGAGGAGGACAAAGACUCGUACCGCAGCUCCCUCUUCAUACCCAAUGUCUGAAGAGCAUUUUUUAAAAAAUCUGAAAUGAGUAUUUUUACAUUUACAUUUCAUUUUUUUUCCUCAGGGGCAAGUGCCUAUAGGCCUUUUUGUGUAAAUGUAACUGAUUACCACAGAUUCUGUCUAUUCUGCCUUUGAGGUCUAAGUGACCUAUCUAACUUACCCAAACCAGGUGUUUUUGUGAUUUGUAAGCAAAACUUGAAAUAGUUUCUCGUAGUUAUCGUGUUUUUUUGGUGUUGCAAAGACUUGUAAGAAAAACAAUGAAAAUCCAGAAACCACUUAUUCUGAAAGUAUACAGUAGAGUCAGGGUUCAGGUACGUGUUACCACACAUUAUGACCCAGAUUUCACAGAACUAUUAAUUGCUUGGAUAAUUGGGAAUCACACGUCUAUAAUAUACAUGCUGGCUCAUACUUAAAGACUCUUCUGGAUUAUUAUGACCUGAGUUUUAUUUUUGUAACUGCUCCUGAUUUCCUGUUAUUAAAUUUUCAUUAUGUUCGUUUGAUUAAUUAGAAAUUAGUGUAGUGUGCAGCAAUAAACAGAAGUGAAAACAAAUCAUUUCUUGCAUAGAGACCAGCCUAAUUCUAGUACUCUAUUACUUACAGUAAAGUGCAAAGGUCUUAAGCAAAUGCUUCAUAUCUUUAUAUUGUCAAUGGGAAAUGGGCACGGCACAUUACAUACAUGUAAACACAGUAUAUUUGUACAAUUCUAUAGAACUUAGAAGUCCAUAUUUGGUAUGACCACGUUUUGUCUUCAACACAGGGCCUUACCUGAAAUCACAGGUAAGUUUCAUGUGACUUUUAAAAGCCUCCUUUAAGUUUGUCUUUGGAUGUUGGCCACAAUGUUUUGCAGCUUAUAUAAACACAUUGCAACAUUGUUCAAGAGGAAUUUUAAAAAGUUGCAAUUCUAUCUCCUUAGAUGCAAAAUCUAAAUAACAAAGGAGUAGCUCAAGACGUUUGCACAGGAAUGAUAUAAAAUCCAUGUUUGUAUGUGUUUGAGAAACAGCCAAAGCACACUGUAAUUUUAUUUCACAUGUAUAUAAAAUGCAGUCUUAAAGAGUCGCCAUCUAGUGUUGUGUUUGCAGAAUGCAGUUCAGCAUUAUGUCACAGCUGAACAACUUUUCUGUUUUAUAUAAAGGGAACCUAUUGUGCUCAUAUCCAGCCCAUUUCCAAUUUGUGGACUUUGCUAGAGUUGCUUUGCAUGAACAAUUUUGGAUUUUUGGACACAUGUCUGAAAUGUGACAGCGCAGUGGUGUUUGUAAGAAGUUCAAGGCAGAAACAUUUGGAACCACUGAUCAAGUUUUUGGUGUGCUUUUGUGUUAACCUCUGUAAGUUCUUCUGCUUGUAGGUAAAUAGUGAGCAAAGGUUUCAAAUAAAUAGAAUGCAACAGAAAAUAUUUCUCUCUGAAAUGCUGGCAAGUGUGGUGAUGGCAGAAAAAUGAAACCACUGAAGUGUCAAAAGCUGCAGUUCAGCCUCCUGAAGCUGGCUCCAGCAGUCAGUGCGUAUCCACUGGUGCCGGUGUUACAGUGUCCACCUAAACAAGAUGAAUGAUUACCCCACUCUGAUUUUUCACAUUAUAUCAACUUCACAAUAAACCUACUUGUCUGGAC